Pyrus x bretschneideri (Chinese white pear) is the source of this 1428-nucleotide messenger RNA. Its product is annotated as F-box/kelch-repeat protein SKIP30. The record is from RefSeq and is a predicted model, not a curated record. Bases 391 to 1428 code for a protein of 345 amino acids. The transcript has 4 exons. NCBI's taxonomy places the organism in Eukaryota, Viridiplantae, Streptophyta, Magnoliopsida, Rosales, Rosaceae. Gene Ontology annotation, molecular function: protein binding.
AUCGAAUUAUCUCGCGUUACCUUACAAGCAAACAGCACGCACAAAUAACAUUGGACUUUGUAAGUCGGCGUUUUCCCUGAGCUCUUAAAAGUCAUCCUCUCAGCCUAGAAAACCAAACGCUACCCUCUCUCUCUCUCUCUCUCUCUCUCUCUCUCUAGGAAUUUGAGCAGCAAAGCACAAAUCUUUGUGUUCUUCACCCGGUCCCCGUAUUACAGGAAUUUCUGCAUAGAGAAGAGAAUUGUUUUGCUUACGUCGCGCUAAAACUGCUGUACAUGCACAUAAGGGCGUUGAAAUUUGCAACACAAUUGACAAGGUUGUUUUGCGGUGCUGCCCUAGCGUGGCAACAGUCAGCAGUGAAGGAUCAACUGAAACAGAUGAACUGUGAUUAUUAUGUCUGAACAACUGAUAGAAGGUCUCCCUGACGCUGUUGCCCUUAGGUGCCUUGCAUGGGUUCCCUUCUAUCUCCAUCCCAAGUUGGAGCUUGUUUCUCGUUCUUGGCAAGCUGCCAUUCAUAGCACUGAACUUUUUAGAGUUCGACAGGAAGUUGGCUCAUGUGAGGAUCUAUUAUGUGUGUCUGCUAAUGAACCAGAUAAUCUAUGGCAACUAUAUGACCCUCGUCGAGACCUUUGGAUUACGCUUCCUGUUCUCCCCUCUAAAAUAAAAAACCUUUCCAACUUCGGCACUGUCUUUACUGCUGGAAAGCUGUUUGUUCUUGGUGGUGGCAGUGAUGCUGUUGACCCACAGACUGGUGACCAUGGUACCUUUUCAACCAGUGAGGUUUGGUCAUACGAUCCUGUAACUAGGCAAUGGGCCCCACGUGCAUCUAUGCUUGUUCCUCGUGCAAUGUUUGCAUGCUGUGUUUUAGGUGGAAAGAUUGUUGUUGCAGGGGGCUUAACCAGCUGCCGGAAAUCAAUCUCUCUAGCAGAAAUGUAUGACCCUAACAAAGAUUUGUGGGCUCCAAUUCCUGAUCUGCAUUUAUCUCAUAAUUCAGUAUGCUCGGGGAUAGUGAUUGGAGAAAAGAUGUAUGUCUUGCACAGGGGUUUAUCAACGGUGCAAGUCUUCGACAAUGUUGGGCUUCAUUGGACGGUAGAGGAUUAUGGUUGGCAACAGGGUCCAAUGACAGUCAUUAAGGAUGCACUCUAUGUGAUGAGCCAUGGAGUAAUCUCCAGGCAAGACAGAGAAUCAUCAAAGGUAUUGGUUUCGGCUUCUGAGUUCGGUGGCAGAGUUGGGUUUGCAAUGGCUGGACUAGGAGAUGAAAUUUAUGUGAUUGGUGGGGUGAUUCUCUCUGAACAUGGGACCUCGGAAAUCAAGCAAAUAUCAGACGUUGAUGUUCUCACGAUCGGAGGUGAAAGGCCAACUUGGCGCCAGGCUGCUCCGAUGACACGGUGCAAAGGAAGCGUUUAUGGUUGUGCGCAGUUGAGAAUUUAG